This is a messenger RNA of Anthostomella pinea, 975 nucleotides long. The record is from the annotation of a GenBank genome assembly. NCBI's taxonomy places the organism in Eukaryota, Fungi, Ascomycota, Sordariomycetes, Xylariales, Xylariaceae.
AUGCAUCUCCGCGAACAUGCACUUAUAGGCGCUGCCGCCAAAAUCCCCAUCAGCGCCCCUCGUCCAGUCAUGUCCUUCAGCCCAGUCGUCCUCCCCUUCGCAGACCGCAAAGUCGACCUGGAGUUGCGGGUGUCUGUCCCCUCGACCGGAGACGCACUGCCCAUUAUCCUCCUCUCGCACGGUCACGGUAGAAGCAACUACCUCUCGUCCCUCGAAGGCUAUGCCCCCUUGUCCAGCUUCUGGGCCGGACACGGCUUCGCAGUCAUCCAGCCCACCCAUCUCAGCUCCAAGUCCCUCAGUCUCCAGAGCCCCACCGGCCAGGAACUACUCUGGCAGUCGCGCGCUCAGGACAUGGUUCGAAUCCUCGAUGAGCUGGAUACCAUCGAAGCUGCCGUUCCGGCCCUCAAGGGACGGCUCGACCGAAGUCGAAUCGCUGUGGCGGGACACUCGUUGGGUGCGCUGACGGCCAGUAUGCUGUUGGGUAUGAAGAACACCGACCCGCGCGACGGGUCAAGUGUACAGACGCACGAGAAACGCAUCAAAGCCGGCGUAAUUCUUGCGGGCCCGGGCAACGGCGGGUCCGAUCUUUCAGAGUUCGGACGCUCGCAGUUGGUCCCCUUCUACGGCCCCGACUUCAGCACCAUGACCACUCCCGCGCUUGUCGUCUGCGGAGACGAAGAUGUGGGCCCGCAUUUGACGGUGCGUGGCAUGGAUUGGCAUGCAGAUUCGUACAGACUUGCGCCAGGUCCCAAAGCCCUGUUUAUGCUGAAGAGUGGGAAGCAUUGUCUUGGGGGCAUCAGUGGCUGGGAUGCUAAAGAGUCGGCGGACGAGGAGAGCCCAGAGCGACUGGCCGCGGUGCAGAGGAUGACGUGGGCUUACUUGAUGAGUCAACUUUAUGAUGGGAACAAGGCAUGGGAUGAGGCGUGCGAAGCGUUGGGUGGUCUUGGGGAGUUGGGUACGGUCGAGACUCGUUGA